This is a messenger RNA of Arachis duranensis, 929 nucleotides long. RefSeq names its product 60S ribosomal protein L18. NCBI's taxonomy places the organism in Eukaryota, Viridiplantae, Streptophyta, Magnoliopsida, Fabales, Fabaceae. The coding region runs from base 133 to 696 and encodes 187 amino acids. Gene Ontology annotation, cellular component: ribosome; cytosolic large ribosomal subunit. Gene Ontology annotation, biological process: translation. The record is from RefSeq and is a predicted model, not a curated record. The transcript has 5 exons. Gene Ontology annotation, molecular function: structural constituent of ribosome; RNA binding.
GAAUCCAAAAUUGAAGCCUGGCCCAUUUCAUCCCACCAUCAAGAGAGCACAAAAAGCAACUCGAAAACCCUAACUCCCAUCUUAAAUCCUUCAGUCGCAUCAGCAGCAGCUCCUCCAUCUCCCGAAGCAGCCAUGGGGAUCGAUCUGAAGGCUGGAGGUAAGAGCAAGAAGACCAAAAGAACAGCACCAAAGUCCAAUGAUAUCUACCUUAAGCUCUUGGUCAAGCUUUACCGGUUCCUUGUGAGGAGAACUAACAGCAACUUCAAUGCUGUAAUAUUGAAGCGCUUGUUCAUGAGCAAGGUUAACAAGCCUCCACUAUCUUUGUCAAGGCUGAUUAAGUAUACCAAGGGGAAGGAAGGUAAGAUUGCAGUGGUGGUUGGGACUAUAACUGAUGAUAUUCGUGUAUAUGAUGUUCCACCCUUGAAAGUUACCGCACUCAGGUUUACUGAGACUGCUCGUGCAAGAAUAGAGAAGGCUGGUGGUGAAUGCAUUACAUUCGAUCAGUUGGCUCUUAGGGCCCCUCUUGGACAGAACACGGUCCUUCUUAGAGGCCCGAAGAAUGCUCGAGAAGCCGUGAAGCACUUUGGUCCCGCACCUGGUGUGCCACACAGCCACACCAAGCCUUAUGUGCGAUCAAAGGGAAGGAAGUUUGAGAAGGCUAGAGGAAGGAGGAACAGCAGAGGGUUUAGGGUUUGAUAUGAUGAUCUUUCUAUCCCUAUUUCUCUACUUGUGCUAUUAUUUUUGACAUUCAUAUUUUUCCAAUAUCAUAGACAGUGAUAAGAGUGUUCAAGUUGUUGUUUACAUUCUUAACUUUAUGAUGAUUUUUUUGUUUCUCGCCUUCCUCUCUCUUGAAGUGUAACGUAUGCUUACUAUCAACUAAGUUUUGAUGUUGAGAGUUUGGAAUUCAGACGUAACUAAACGUUGACAUA